GUAUCGUCGCGCCAAGAGAUGACGCCCUCUUGGUGAAAGAAAAAUGGCUCGGGGCUACCUUCCACAGUGAGGCAGAAGACAUUAGUGGUGUGGCAUCGCGCAGGCCGCUUCCAGUUGGUGUAGCGAGCGGCUAGGUCCCUGCCGUCAGCCUUGACUGUGUCAAUGGACAUGGGCGAAGGGACUGCAAGCGCCAGGCCAAUGGCGCAGAAGUAGAUGGCGGCGAGGUAGAACAACUUGGUGAAUAGCAUCGUGUAGGAUGGGACGCAAAACGAGAGGGAAUGGUGUGGUGGCGGGUCAAGAUGUUCGAGGCAGCAGCAUCUGUCUUAUGCCCUGCUCAGCGUCUCGUCUUCAGCGCUCCAGUACGGUGCCGCUGCUGGCGAUAAGCAGCUGUGUAGCCGCUCGCGCUCAGCUCAAUCGGUAUCGGGCCGACAAGAGUUCCAAGUCUCGGUCAUGGUCACGGUCACGUUGGCUCCCAUUCCGAUCGCAGUACUUUGGGACCGCAAUACGACUGCAGUGGCCUCUCAAGCAUCGACACACCAGACAGCAAAGUCGACCCAGGGCAUGCCUGAUCCAACGGCUGCGCCAUGCACGCCGGGCAGCUGCGCGCACGAGAGGGUGUCAGCAAGGUCGACACAUCUUGCGGUCAAGGCGACGAUGCUCACCAUCCCUUCACCAUGCCAAGCCAUAUGUCGACGUCCUGAUAUCCAGUCGGCCCACAAUUGACGGGCAAUGUACCACGGAACUGGCCAUUGAAGGCUUAAAGAGACUGCGCGGUCAGUCUACAUUCGACUCCUCCCGCCUCGUUUGCGCUCCUCACCCGCGGUACGCCAAUUAUCUCCAACUUCACCCUCAAUCCAGGAUAUCUUGCCGUAUGCAUCACGAAAUGGCAGGGGAUCGCCGCGACCCGUCGAGACCGUGAGGCAGUAGAUGUUGUUCGUGUGGCAUCGCGCCGGAUGAACAAAGGGGAUGUAGCCAUGCUGCGAAGGGCCGAUGAUUCUGCGAGCAGCCAGGUCCGCUAUAUCGGUCGUGGAGGUGUUGGCGAACACUGCGGGGACGGCAAAUGUGUAGCCGAGCG
This is a messenger RNA of Jaminaea rosea, 1075 nucleotides long. RefSeq lists its product as hypothetical. NCBI's taxonomy places the organism in Eukaryota, Fungi, Basidiomycota, Exobasidiomycetes, Microstromatales. The record is from RefSeq and is a predicted model, not a curated record. Bases 257 to 919 code for a protein of 220 amino acids. The transcript has 2 exons.